AUGUCUGGUUCUUCAUCGGAUGAUGAGUUUGAGCUCACGUACUCCACUCCUACGAAUAGCAUCGAUGAGGCAGUGGUUGGAAAGAAUUCAGGCCACCUGAAUCACAAUGACGCUUUUGAAGCUCAUCAUCACCAAUUACAACAAAAGAUUGUACAAAACAACGAAACUCAUCAUGAUGCUAAUAGUAUCAAAAUUGAUCAUGUAGAUGGCACGCAUAUCCAUCCACCAACAGCUCAUCAAGAAACAACACCCCACGAUGCCCAUCAUCACCGUCAUGACUCCCACACUAAAGGGGAAGAACAUGAUGAACAUCAUGGAAAGAUUCAUCACCUUCAAGAAUUUGCUCCACAACCAACGUUCAGCGAGGCAAGAACUGUUACUCUUUCAGCAACAAGCUCUAGCACGGAACUCAGAUCAAGGAGCAGUUCAACCACGUCAAACUCAUCAUCUUCUACGACCUCAUCUUCAGUUUUGUCGAGCGGAGAGCAAAAAAGGUCUUCUCUAAGAACAGCUGAAAAUGGAGAAAUAACAAUAGACAUGAUUCAACAAAAUAUCAAACUACAAAAGCAAUUGAUAGAAAAAUCUUUGAAAGAGAAGGAAAAACUCAAAAAAGAGAAAGAAAAGGAAGAAAUAAUCCAAAACAAUAUUGAUUAUUGGCACAAUACAAUAAUGCCGCAUAUUGAAAAGUAUGGGUGUAUUGAUAAGACAAUGUACAAAAAGUGGUACAAGAAUGGAAUACCAAGUCCACUAAGAAGCAAAAUAUGGCCAAUGUCUGUCGGAAAUGAGCUACAAAUUACACCAGAACUUUACGCAAUUUUGAAGGACAAGAGAAACAUUCCUACCAAUUUUGAAAAACAAUCAUCAUCAAUUGAUUUGAUACAGGUAGAUCUUUCGAGAACAUUUCCAGCAUUACAAUUUUUCCAAUAUCCUGACGGUCCUUAUUAUCAACCAUUCAAAACAAUUUUAGAAUGCUACUCAAAAUUCAGACCUGAUAUUGGCUAUGUGCAAGGAAUGAGUUACAUUGUCGCUACUCUUUUACUUUAUAUGGACGAGUAUGAUGCUUUUGUCUGUUUUUGCAAUUUACUUCAUAGAUCUAAGUGUAAUUCCAAUCCACUAGCGAUGAGUUUGGUUGGAACACCUGCUGGAGCAGCCGCCACUUCUGCUACUACGUCCUCCUCCUCUGCUUCCUCCAUUGUAUCCUCCUUGUUAUUUGGUCCAAAGAAGAGAACUGCUGCAUUUACGGCCAAUUAUCACACCUUAUACAGCAGUAACCACUUCAUACCAUUCUUCAGCAUGAACACAGAUUAUAUUGAUAAGCAUGUGAAAUUUGUGCGAAUAUUGCUAAGGGAGCAUAAUAUGCCACUCUACAAACACCUAGUAGAGGAAUUGCAAAUUGAGUUUUCUGUGUUUAUCAUCGAUUGGUUCAUGACUCUAUUCAGCAAGUCUCUUCCAUUAGACGUUGUUGCAAGAAUUUGGGAUGGUUAUCUCGUGCAUGGUCGCUUGUACCUUUAUUCAUGCACUAUUGGCAUUUUAAUCUAUUAUCAACAAGAAUUGCUUCAUGCAGACUAUGAAAGAGCAAUGUACUUUUUGACACAUCUCUCAGCAGCAACAAAUCAAUUCCAAGAUCUUGACAUAAUCUCUUUGUUUUCCAUCAUUAAUGUUGAUUGUAGACUCAGUGACAGAAGAAUCAAUAAGUACAUUCGAAUGAUGGAGAAAUAA
Naegleria fowleri is the source of this 1719-nucleotide messenger RNA. RefSeq lists its product as uncharacterized. The record is from RefSeq and is a predicted model, not a curated record. Lineage: Eukaryota; Heterolobosea; Eutetramitea; Acrasida; Naegleriidae. The coding region runs from base 1 to 1719 and encodes 572 amino acids. The transcript has 2 exons.